AGCGGAGCGCAGCAGCAGGAGGAGCGGAGCGGAGCGCCGAGCUCACUGACUGCAGGCUGUGACAACAGACAACAGCUCUUCUUGUCCUGCUCCUUUCUUAUUGCAGCACCAGCUAAAACUUUUCAGCCUCUGAGAAGUUUUGAAGCAACUAGACGGGACCAAAAAAACUACAGCUGUUUGGGAAACAGCUGUCUGCAAGAACAGGAAACCCCGUCUCAAACCUAAGGGAUGAGCUGUUUCCGUCCUAAAUCUUCAUUUAGCAGAUGGUCAGUGGCUGCAUGACCUCAGAUCACCUCUGCAACCUCUAAUUGGACUCAUCACCCCGGCGCGUCAUCCCGUCCCCCUCCAUCCUCCCCUCGCGAGAUGCAGCAGGAGCGCCUGCUGAAGGUGCUGGUCAUCGGCGACCUGGGCGUGGGCAAGACGUCCAUCAUAAAGCGCUACGUCCACCGGGUGUUCUCCCAGCACUACAGGGCCACCAUCGGGGUGGACUUCGCCCUCAAAGUGCUCAACUGGGAUCACAAGACGGUGGUGCGGCUGCAGCUGUGGGACAUCGCCGGACAAGAACGCUAUGGAAAUAUGACCCGUGUGUACUACAGGGAAGCAGUGGGGGCCCUUGUGGUCUUCGACAUGACCAGGUUGUCCACGUUUCAGGCCGUCCUCAAGUGGAAACGAGACCUGGACUCCAAAGUCACCCUGAGCAACGGGAGGCCGGUCCCAGCCGUCCUGCUGGCCAACAAGUGCGACCAGCGUCAGCACGGUCUGUGCCCUAAACUCCCAAAGCUGGAGAACUUCUCCCAGGGCCAAGGCUUCGUCGGCUGGUUUGAAACAUCCGCUAAGGACGACACCAACAUCGACAGCGCCGUCACGUGUUUGUUAAAAGCAAUCAUGUCUGCGGAGGAGGAGAAAGCGGGCGACGGCGCCAGAAGCGAGUCUGACGACGGCGUUAUUGUUCUGCCUCGCUUUGACUACAGCACCAAGGAGAAAGGACUGAGUGGCUGCGGCGGCUGCUCCUCCACCAAACCCCGACAGGGAGGCAGUGACUGACGGAGCUCCGCCCAUAACAUCAUUACUGACGGAGGACUUUGAGACGUCCUCUUUAUAACGUUUACAACGUCUCUUAUUUAUCUGACUUUCUGAGAAGUGUGUCGGAUCCGUUGUCUAAUGUUUCGCUUUUCCUACAAGCCUCUUUUUAACAAACAAAAUACUGCGUUUUGUUGUAAAAAUAUUCAUUUUAGACUGACUUUAGUAACUAAAAAAAGCAUUUUUUUUUAUGUGGGUGAUGCUAUGGUAAACAGUUAUGAAAGACAAAAUGAAACACAAGAGCGGAAAUCUUUUCAGAAAGAUGUUCGUUGAGAGGCACAACGGCAGAUUUAGGCUAGCAAAUUUUUUAAUAAUGCUAAAUUUAUUUCUGUGAAUACUAAUUGCUUUGUUUAUUUUUGAAGUGCUUUCUCUAUAUUUCAUUUCAGUUGAUUAUUUGUUUAAAACUGCCUGUUUUAAUUUUUUUAUCUGUUAUAUCAGAAUCAACUUCAUUCGCCAAGUUUGAGGGUACAAACAAGGAAUUUGACUUCAGAUAUCAGUAAAAAAACAACAACAGGAAGACAAGUAACAGUGAGCAGAACAGAAACCGUUAAAAUUAAGCAGGAUAUCAGGUAAAAGUGCAAAAUAGUUGAUGAUGCCUGUUGUUUUGGUCAGGCAUCGAAAAUGUUUUUCUUUACUUGGAGCCAUUGUUGGGGGGGGGGGUCCUUUUUGUUUUUACAGUUGGAUGAUGAGACAAGCUGUAAUAGGUAGCAUUUUAAUCAAAAUGCAAACCCAUAUUAAUGUGCCAAUAAUAAAA
Molecule: messenger RNA, 1834 nt
Organism: Fundulus heteroclitus (mummichog)
Lineage: Eukaryota; Metazoa; Chordata; Actinopteri; Cyprinodontiformes; Fundulidae
Product: Rab32_Rab38 domain-containing protein
Exons: 4
Coding region: 364-1044 (226 amino acids)
Biological process (GO): endosome to lysosome transport; phagosome-lysosome fusion
Cellular component (GO): phagocytic vesicle; Golgi apparatus; lysosome
Molecular function (GO): GTP binding; GTPase activity
Source: RefSeq, a predicted model, not a curated record